Molecule: messenger RNA, 1243 nt
Organism: Hemicordylus capensis (graceful crag lizard)
Lineage: Eukaryota; Metazoa; Chordata; Lepidosauria; Squamata; Cordylidae
Gene: TMEM60
Product: transmembrane protein 60
Exons: 4
Coding region: 602-1006 (134 amino acids)
Source: RefSeq, a predicted model, not a curated record
GUCUGCCCAAUGGGCGCUUUGCGAAGGCAUGUUCUUAGCGCGCGGGGGGACGCCCUUGGUGGUUUAUCAUGCUAGGAGGUGGGAUUUGGAGUGGGAAACAUCCAAUGAGCUGGAGAAACGCUCUAAUAACUGAUGAAAAUAUUGCGCGGAGCAUGACGUAUGUAUACUGAGCCAGCCUGAUGUAGGCCCGUCUUGGAUGUUCGGUUUUCCUUCUUUGCUCGCUUGUUGGCCAGAGGGGUCAAGGAGUGGGCGGUGAUGAGCCGGAUCUUCGGGGCCUCCUCCUAGGACAGCGGCGGCUGAGAGGGGCGUCGGACACUUUACUGACUGUGAGCCUUUUGGGACCAUCUUAUCAUUCCUUUUGCUAGGAGACAGAGAUCACCUGUACAUUACUGGGGUUUAUACAGUAUGGGUGCUGCUUACUGCCUCCUGUGCUGGGCGCUGCUGGCUUGCUGCUAGGUGGUGGAUGCAUUGCUGCUACUGGAUGCUGCAGCUGCUGUUGCCUGCUGCUGCCUGGGAGAGUCUGAGAGAUCUGGCCAAGGCCAUUAUGUCCCUGAGGGGCCAUCUUUUCUACUGUCAGUACCUACCUACUACAGCUGUUUAAAUGAGAAUGUCCUUGGCCCAGAGAGUGCUUCUCACAUGGCUCUUCACAUUACUGUUCCUGAUCAUGUUGGUGUUGAAGAUGGAUGACAAGGCACCGUGGAACUGGUUUCUAAUAUUUAUCCCAGUUUGGAUAUUUGAUACUAUUCUUCUAGUUAUGAUCAUUGUGAAAAUGGCUGGCCGUUGUAAAUCUGGCUAUGACCCUCGCAAUGGCUCCCAAAACCUCAAGAAGAAAGCCUGGUACCUUGCAGCAAUGUUGCUUAAGCUGGCCUUUUGCCUUGCUCUCUGUGCUAAAUUGGAAGAGUUUGCUGUAAUGAAGCUAGUUUAUGUCUUUAUUCCCCUUUGGGCAUUGCUCAUUGGAGGGAUGAUAGAACUUGGAUUCAACAUCUUCUGUGUACAAAGAGUUUAACUUUUCCAUAAACUAGGUUUAGCCUUUCCAUUCAGUAUCACAUUCCUUAGCAACUCUAAUUUCAACUCUGAGCAACUCUAUAAACUUACAGCACCUAAAGGAACAACCAUGAAUGCAGUUUAUAAACUGAGAUUCUUUACUGAAAUGCCUUGGACUUGACUCUUCAGUUUUUGAAGCACAGCUUUCUGGUUUUUAUGUAAAUACUGUAAAUAAAAAAAACACCAUAAUUGUUUUUAA